Molecule: messenger RNA, 837 nt
Organism: Penicillium lagena
Lineage: Eukaryota; Fungi; Ascomycota; Eurotiomycetes; Eurotiales; Aspergillaceae
Product: TBCB family protein
Exons: 3
Coding region: 1-837 (278 amino acids)
Biological process (GO): cytoplasmic microtubule organization
Cellular component (GO): cytoplasm; microtubule plus-end; nucleus
Molecular function (GO): microtubule plus-end binding
Source: RefSeq, a predicted model, not a curated record
AUGGCGUUCCAACCAACUCCGGCGGAUAUUUCCGUCCUUGUCUCGGCCCCGGCUUCUGGUCGAGGAGGCGAGGGAGAACGCGGCUUCGUCAACGAGCGUCGCAUCACGCCCACCUGGACCCUCUUCCAGCUCAAGGGCAAGCUGGAGACCAUGACUGGUGUUCCGCCGGGAAGCCAGCGCCUGCGCAUCAAAGUGCCUGGUCGACCGGACCAGUGGGCUGAAGGAGAUGAUCGGAUUGUCAGUGAGUGGGGGCUCGUGAAGGGCUCGGAGAUUGAGGUCCACGACACCCGCCCUCAGGCAAUGCGCCCCAACUUCUCAGACUUGUCAUCUGUUGACAAAUACGUCCUGCCCGCAGAGACGUACGAGUCUCUCCCAAACUCAGUGCUGGCAUGGAAGAAGAACCAGAAACUUGGCCGCUUCGACCCCAACACCGCCUCCCCGGAGGAGACCCUGCGAAACCAAGUUGAGAAAGACCAGACGGAAGUCUCUAAUAAAGGCAUUACUGUCGACAAGCGGGCUAUCAUCCUGCCCUCUACUCCACCGCAUAUCCGUCGAGGUACCGUCCGCUUUGUGGGACGGGUGCCGACGAUUCCUAUCUCUGGGCUGCCUCGUGAGAUGCAACAUACGGAGGUACCUGCAGAGCUGCGGCCAAUAUGGGUGGGCAUUGAGCUGGAUGAACCGACUGGGAAAAACGAUGGCAGCGUGGGUGGCCAGCGCUACUUUGUCUGCGGCGGCGAGAAGAGGGGUGUAUUUGUGAAGCCGGAAAAGGUCGAGGUGGGGGAUUUCCCUCCUUUGGGGCUGGACGAUGACCUGGAUGAUUUGAUGGAAGAGAUAUGA